UCACACCUCAGCUCCCUCCUCGUUUCCUCUCUUCGUUAUAUACGCUUUUCCUUUUCUCUCUCUAAAACACAAAAAUUCAAAACAUGGCUUCCAGCUUCUCUCUCAUCACCACCACACUCCUCCUUCUCGCCACCAUUACCGCCGCCCAAACUCCAACUCCAACUCCACCGUCACCCCCACCAGCGUCCGAUUCCUGCAACGGCGUCUACUUAUCCUACACUUUCACAUCCGGAUCCAAGCUCCCACCAAACCGAACAUCAAAUCAACCCUAUCGCUUCGAAUCAACCCUCAGAGUCCUCAAUAACGCCGACGAAGAGCUUAAAUCGUGGAGGGUGUUUGUGGGUUUUCAGCAUGAUGAGUACUUGGUGUCUGCUUCUAAUGCUGUAAUUGCUGAUGGGUCUGCUACUUUUCCGGGUCCGGUUGGAAACGGCACCGUUUUUGCUGGGUUUCCAAGUGCCGAUCUCAAGACUGCUAUUGAAACUGCUGGAGAUGUGAAUCAGAUGUCGGUUCAGGUCGAUUUUGUGGGUACGCAGUUCGGAGUCGACUCGCCCGCUGUUCCUAUGCCUUCAAAUAUUUCUCUAGUGAAUGAUGGCUUUGUUUGCCCUAGACCUUCUAUGCAAGGAACCCGAGUGAUGCAAGUAUGUUGCAGAAAAGAUCCAAACGCUUUAACCAACAUAACCACACAAGACGAAUUUCUCCCACGCCAAUCUGGCGAUCUAACAAUCGCAUACGAUAUAAUCCGAACAUACGAAUCAAAUUAUUGGGCCGAAGUCACAAUCGAAAAUCACAACGCACUCGGACGCCUCGAUAAUUGGAACUUAACAUGGGAUUGGAUGCGAGACGAAUUCAUAAACGACAUAAAAGGCGCAUACCCUUACACCCGUGAUUCAUCCGAAUGUAUAUUCGGUCCACAAGGCGCAUUCUACCAGCAAACGGAUUUUUCAACCGUUCUAAAUUGUGAAAGAUCCCCUACUUUAAUCGACCUACCCCUCGAAAUGACCAACAACACACAACGAGGAAUGAUCCCGUUUUGUUGCCGAAACGGGACGAUUUUACCCCCGACAAUGGACCCCACAAAGUCAAAAUCCGCUUUUCAAAUACACGUUUACAAAAUGCCCCCCGAUUUAAACCGAUCUGAACUCAUCCCGCCUCAAAAUUUCAAAAUCUCCGGGCGGUUAAACCCGGAUUACAAAUGUGGAGCGCCGGUUCGGGUCAGCCCGACUGAGUUCCCCGACCCGAGCGGACUCCCCGGGCCCACCGCGGUCUCGUCUUGGCAAGUUGUAUGUAAUAUUACACAAGCGAAAGAUUCGAGCCCGCGAUGUUGUGUCUCGUUUUCUGCGUACUACAACGAGUCAAUCAUCCCCUGCCCGACUUGCGCGUGCGGCUGCCCGAAUUCUCGAACGUGUAGCGCGACCGCGCCCGCGAUGUUUCUACCCGCCCAAGCUUUGCUUGUUCCGUUUGAGAAUCGGACCACGCUCUCGACCGCGUGGGCUUCUCUCCAACGUCGGGCAGUUCCCAACCCGCUGCCCUGUGGGGACAACUGUGGGGUCAGUCUUAAUUGGCAUUUGCUGACCGAUUAUCGGGGCGGGUGGUCUGCCCGGAUUACUCUUUUCAAUUGGGAUGAUUCUUCGUUUGCUGACUGGUUUGUUGCGGUGGAAAUGGACAAAUCUGCCCCUGGGUUUGAGAAGGCGUAUUCGUUUAAUGGGACUGGGAUUGAAUUGCAUGGGGUUAAUGAUACGAUAUUUAUGCAGGGUUUACCCGGAUUGAAUUAUUUGGUUGGGGAAGUUGACGGGGAUAAUCCGAAGAGGGACCCACGGGUACCCGGGAAACAACAAUCGGUGAUUUCGUUCAAUAAGAAACUGACACCUGGCAUUGAUGUAGCUGGUGGGGAUGGGUUUCCGGUUAAGGUUUUCUUUAAUGGUGAAGAGUGUGCACUUCCGAGGGUGCUUCCGACGAGCAGUGGUUUCCGGCGGGGCUCCGGUGUGGUGGUUUCCGGUAUUGUGGCGGUUGUUAUGGCAGUGAUAUUGAUGUUGUGUUAGUUGGUAUGGAUGUGAAGAUUGAUUUUUUUUGUAGAAUUGUUUAAUUUUUUUUAAUGAGAAGGAAAAGAUCGUAUAGAGAGACUCAUUUGUAUAGAAAUGUUGUAAUAUCAUACUUGCUGCUUAUUUAUCGUC
This is a messenger RNA of Lactuca virosa, 2171 nucleotides long. NCBI's taxonomy places the organism in Eukaryota, Viridiplantae, Streptophyta, Magnoliopsida, Asterales, Asteraceae. The record is from the annotation of a GenBank genome assembly.